This is a messenger RNA of Paraglomus occultum, 392 nucleotides long. The record is from the annotation of a GenBank genome assembly. Lineage: Eukaryota; Fungi; Glomeromycota; Glomeromycetes; Paraglomerales; Paraglomeraceae.
AUGGCUUCUACUAAAGCUUACGAACUUAGGACAAAAAACAAAGCUGAGCUCCAGCAAUUGCUCGAAGAGCUCAAGCAGCAGCUAGGCACCUUAAAGGUUCAGAAGGUAGCCGGUGGUGCUGCCUCGAAGCUGACCAAGAUCCGUGAAGUUCGUAAGGAUAUUGCACGAGUCAAUACAGUGACGUCUAUUACCACGCGAGAUUAUCUUCGUAAAUUCUAUGCGAAGAAAGACCCGAAAUCAUCAUAUUCCAGAAAAUAUCUCCCGCUCGAUCUUCGACCAAAGAAGACUCGUGCCAUUCGUCGUCGAUUGACAAAGCAUGAACUAUCACUGAAGACAUUACGAACUCGCAAAAGAGAAGCGGCCUUUCCUCGUCGCACAUAUGCCGUUAAAGC